AACAAAAGGAUACUCUUACCUAUAUAUAUAGAGGACUCCACAAUGCCAGAGUACAACGUUCGCUAACUUAUAUUGUAGUCUUUUAAGGUGUUUUCUUGAAGUUUUUCCUUAAACAUGGCCAUGAGCUCAAGAUUUCUCUUGCAACAUCAAAAGAUGAGAUAUGAAUUCGGAGAGGAUUUGCAAUUGGUUGUAAAAGUUGAAGAACCGAAUCUUGAAAACCCGAGAGAGGAAGAUGAAGAGAAUUUACGAUUCAUUGAAGAAGUUAAUGAUGAGUCGAGUACGACGAAGAAGGAAUUUGUAUUACCACGCGGGUACCAUUUUCAUCCUACAGCAGUUGAAUUAUUGGAAGAGUAUUUGAUGAAGAAGAUCUCAAGACAGCUUCUUUGGGACACUAUUAAAGAAAUUGACUUCUAUCAAUAUGAUCCUGCACAGCUACCAAUAGGAGAAUUCGAGACUCUGAAGUAUGGAACAGAAGGCAAAGCAUACUUUUUCACACGCCAACAACAAAAAUACUUAGAGGGAUCAAGAUUAAUACGAAGCCCAAUUUCUAAUGGCUAUUGGAGAAGAUGUGGAAGGGAAAUUCCUAUUCAUAAUGACAGUGGAAUUUUAGGUUUCAAGACAAUAUUUGUAUGGCAAGAGCCAGGUAAUAGAGAAGAUAGCAAUUGGAAGAUGACUGAAUAUAGAAUAAAUCCCAGUUUCAUGGAAGAUCUUUCUCAGACCAAUUAUGAAAACUACGUGGUGUGCAAAGUUCGGGACACGAGUAGGUACAAGAAACAUUCAACAAUGGAAGAAGAUAUAUACUUUUUCGAAGAUGAAUUCAUAUUCAUCGAUGAAUGUUAUUGUGCACGGAAACAUUGAGAUGAAAAUCAUUAGCAGUCUGUUUAGAAAUUGAUUCUUAAAAACCAUUCCCUUCUCAAGAAUAGCAAUGCAAUAGAAGCUCUAUUUACCAUUUCAUAUUUUGCUCUAUUUAUUGUAUACAAAUUGGCUUUUGGAUCUUCAACGUGGCAUGAAUAACUGCAUAAUUUUACUUUAAAUUUGGUCAUGUAAAUUUUUUCACAAAGACGAUAUGAUUCCUCAUCAUAAGUAGUCUUAUAUAAGCAUGUACAGAGACAAACACAUGGUAAAACAAGUUCUCAGGUAAGCCGACCUCCACUAAUAAGACUAGAGUGAACAUAUCAAGCCACAACAAAUCCUAGUUGGGGAGUUCAUCUAGCCUCAGCCAAGGCGGUACAAACCAAUAGCAAGCUGAACCUUUACUACCAUAUAAUAAAUCAAGGCUAGCUAGUUAACCUCGUGCCCUCCAAGUCGUGCUGUGCUAUACACAAAAAAUCCAACCAUAGAAAUUCUUUCAUGUAAAUAAUGAAGCCAUUUAUUAUGGUUAAAACUGUUUGUCCCUGAGAGAUGAACUAAGAUCUCUAUAUAACUAAUAUCAUUCUCAAUAUACAUCAAUUUGCUUUAUUAUUCACUACCCCCCAGCAAAUGAAAAAUUUGGUCAUAGUAAUUUCUUGAACUAGUUGAAAGCAAGGAGAUAAGAACAAGAAGGCUUAAAUUAUUUAGACUCGCCUCUUGUGAAGAGAUAUAUAACAAAAGCCUCCGUGCAAAAGUAAAAGCUCGAAAUGGAAACGGUAACAAAAUAAAAAA
Messenger RNA from Olea europaea var. sylvestris, 1641 nucleotides. Its product is annotated as protein ATAF2-like. Lineage: Eukaryota; Viridiplantae; Streptophyta; Magnoliopsida; Lamiales; Oleaceae. Gene Ontology annotation, biological process: regulation of DNA-templated transcription. The record is from RefSeq and is a predicted model, not a curated record. The transcript has 3 exons. Bases 115 to 858 code for a protein of 247 amino acids. Gene Ontology annotation, molecular function: DNA binding.